AUGUCAGAACUAGCUACCUCUACUCUUGAAAUAGACAAGUAUUUCACUUUAAAGAACGAAUGGUCUUUGCCGGAGUAUCUAUUAUACCGCCAAAAAUGUGCUGAUUUCCUGUUAGACAAGCAUAGAGAACACUCCCUGUACACUCGGGGCCUCUCAACUAUACUGAAUAUGAAAGAGGCAAGCGAGGCUACAAUAAAAAAGGCUGGAAAUGCGCUUGUUACUUUUCAAACCGAAAAGAAAUCACAGCUGGUUAAAGAAUUCUGGAAAAGCAAUACUUCGUCACAAAAACGGAAAUUUACUGCAGUAGCUGAACGCAUGGCUCUGACGGAAGAACAUAUCACCGACGUUGUUUCCUCGACAUUCGAACAAGAACAGACAUUACGCGAUGAGAUUACAAAACAAGGGCUAAUUGUGCGAAGUAAAUUUGCGAAAUGUUUGGAAGAUACGGAUCUUGAAGAUUGUUCGAGCAAACGUCGAUGUCUCCAAGUAGAUUAUGAACUAUCACAUACUCCCGAACACCAAAUGCAUCAUCCAUCGAUCUUGUCCUCAAGUGAAAAGACAACUAAACCACCAAAAAGGAAGUCAACAAGAAAAAGGGAGGACACAUUGCCUGGUGGUGCAAAAAUCGAGAAGGCGACUCCCCUGAAUCUGCUACCGUCGGAUAAUGAUGAUUCCACUGAAGAGUAUAAUGAUGAUAACGAUGACGAAGAAGGUUUCCCUUCCUCAGAAGAAACUCUCGAUUUCAUUCUUAACAAUCAAAGUAGCUGGAUCUUGCCCUCGAAUCUAAAUGUUGGCGAUAUUUUCGCUAAGAAAAUAUCUGAAAAUGCGGAGGCAACGAAAAAGAAAAAGAAAUUAUCAGUUAUAGAAAAAGCUGUAUUACGCUAUGGUUUAUCACGAAUAAUCGAUCUAUCGGCUCAUAUGAAACAAUGGUUUUCUCUCGAAGAUAGAAGAUUUAUGAUGAAGGAUUACAUGUCUUUAUUACAAGUUCCCUGCCUGAAAGAUGAAGAAACUUCCUUUGUCACAACUAUCGAAAAUAUGGUUCUCGAAAAAAGAAUAAACGAAGCAUACGAAUUUUGCGCUAGAAAAUUUACUAGCUCCGAGGCGAACAGCUACAUGCGAAAGAUUAGUAAAGUAUACUUAGAUUUAAGUGAGGACGGCGAUAUGUUGGAUUCUGCACACACUGAGAUUGACAUAAUACUAAAAGCAUGUUCAUAUAUUGUUGAAGGACUGAGGAAGAGUCUGGUAGUAAAACAAAGAUGGGGAGAGUCAUUCUGCCCAUUGAGCAGAAACACGGACUAUAAAAAUGGUCGCAAGUGUGAUGUGCGCUUUUUGUCACAAUCGGGAGUAGACCUUGGAGAAUGGGAGUUCGCGUCAAAUGCAACACCACAAAAGGCAAUUGGCGACCGUUGUCGAUCAGCACGUAUUAAUCAAUCGAUAUUAAAUGGUCUGUUGAAUCGGAACCUGACCAAUGAACAGGUUAAGAAAAUCAAUGUUCCCUUUUUACAGAUUGCGGGUACUAAUGGGCAGAUGUUAAUUGAGGAUUUGAUUGAGGGUUUCUAUGUUGUCUUUCCGGGUCCAAAGUUUGAGCUUCCCACGAAGCUUCAACAUAUUGGAAAGCUGAAAUCCUCUGUAAAUAUUAUCAAGUUUGUCAUG
This is a messenger RNA of Ambispora gerdemannii, 1653 nucleotides long. The record is from the annotation of a GenBank genome assembly. Lineage: Eukaryota; Fungi; Glomeromycota; Glomeromycetes; Archaeosporales; Ambisporaceae.